Messenger RNA from Ostreococcus tauri, 201 nucleotides. Its product is annotated as unnamed product. The record is from RefSeq and is a predicted model, not a curated record. Lineage: Eukaryota; Viridiplantae; Chlorophyta; Mamiellophyceae; Mamiellales; Bathycoccaceae. The transcript has 2 exons. The coding region runs from base 1 to 201 and encodes 66 amino acids.
AUGCCGAUCGAGAGCGUCCCACCGUUCGCGAUCAUCGUCGGCGCGAUCACCGCCAUGGGUGGUCUGCAGUACUUGGCGCACGGCGUCGGGAACGAUCGACCGCGGGCGAUCGGGCAGGACGCGUUCGACCGCUUGGUCCGCGCGCGAGACGAUCGCGUGAAAAAGGCCGCCACGACCGGUGGGGGGGCGCAGAAAUCAUAG